AGUUAAGUAUAUUCUUCCCUCGACUAGAUUCGAACGUUCUAAUCAAACGAUAGGUUAAAUUAUUGGAUUUCUAAACUUUUAACUUGCAUUUUUGGACUUUUCAGGUCAAAAACUAUAAGAUUUGAUAAGUUUUAACCAAAAAAAAAAAACGGGCCUCUGAGACAAAGUUCAGCCUACUUCUAAGUAAUUCGUGAAUCGUGAACGUUUGUCUAACGAUGCAUUAUAAUUAUUUAUUUCAUUCACUGUCAAAAACACAGAGGCAAAAAGUAACCUCAAAGUUUGCGCUAUAAACACAUCAAACAAACAGUAUCGGUAGCGCCAUCUUACAGAAACGGUGGGAACUAUUUUCACUUCAAACUUGGGCGUUUUACCACCGAUUGCACCAUUUGAAUCGUGUUGCAGGAUGCCAUCCUAAUUUCGACCAUAGUUGCCAACUUUGGAGAGUUGAGUAACUAAGUGUGAGUUUGUAUAUCGCGUAUCGUAUAGUCGUAUAGAUAUAAUACGCAGACGUAUCACUAAAGUAAAGUUUCCAUAAUAAUAAAAAGACAAUGUUUAUGUGAAGCAAACUACAGUGCGGCUAUCAACUUUGCACGUUUUACUUAAAUACUGGGUCUACGAAACAGAUGUCUGUUUAAUAACAAAAUGGAACAAGUGAAACAGAAAAAACAAUUCAGAGAAUUAAAACAACUACGAGCAUUUCCAGUGGGAAAAUAUGAUACUCUACUUUCCGUGCUUGGGGAGAUCAGUCUGCUCUUGCCUGAGGUGCGCCAUCUUUGACUUUACAUAGUCGAUGGUCGGGGUUAGGUUAUGAUGAGACGCUAAGUUAUGGCAUCUAGGAAGUGCAAAGUGGUGCAAAGUUAAUUUUAAAGUCUAAAGAGGUCUCGUUCGAGACAAUUCCCUAAUCCACGCGUUGAAGAAUGUGAAGAUCUGUGAUGUUUAAUUUGAAGACCUUUUCAAAUUGGAGAAUUAUCUACAAAUAGAACUAUACUACCAACUCUUCCUUUGCCAGAUUCCAUUGAUGUCAACUGUUUGCUGUGUUGUCAACUAAUGUGUUAUAUGUAUAUGUAUUAUAUUGUGUAGUUAAAUUAUGUGUAUUAAUAUUAUUAUCUUAAAAAUUUUAUGUACAUAUUAAGUAAUAAAAAAUUUGUUAUAUUAUAUUAUUUGAAACGACUUAAAUCCUUUGAAUUGUGUCUUUUUCCCCGAUUUACUCAUUUACAAUCAUUUAAAUUUCCCGCUGCAUAUACAUGCGAAUCGGUUCUUCACUUUAAUUCGCACAAGAGACGUAGGUGGCAGCCCCAACCGCCAUAAACUUGGCUUGAAUCCAUAGUACAUAGUACGUGAGUUUGGGCAUCCUGAUGGAAUUUAUAAUUUGUUAAGUGGCGUACGAGUGAUUCGUUUAGAAAAGAUCCCGUGGAAGAGAUGCAACGCGCAGAGGAAAGGACAUUUGAGAGAAACGGCGAACGAAGGAAUAACGGAACGGCGGAUCGCGUAGCGGAAAGACCGAAAGGGAAGGACGCAGAGGUUAGGACGAGGAGGUUAGGGUCAAUGACAACAUGCAGGACAAAAGGACUAAAGGAUGCAGGAUUAGCCGGCUCAGAGGCUCCCACAACUGGACUUCAGACAAAUUCUUCUCUUGGGACAACUGGAAUAACUGGGAACAAUGUUGUGACUUCUAAUUCUGUAGGACACGUUCCUGCACAACAAACACACGUUGCUCCACAACCUCCUGAACUACCAAACAAAAUGGAACAAACAGAACAAAACAAACAAUUCAGAGACUUGAAACAACAACCACAUCCAGUGGAAAAAUUUGAUUCUCUUAUUACUGUGCUUGGAGAGGUCUGUGGAUUUGGAUGUAAUGCGCCCACAGCUGGGCCCUCAACAAGUGCUUCUGUUGGAACAGCAGGAGCAACUGGGAGUACUGUUGUGGCUCCUAGUUCUUUAGGACUUGUUCCUACACAACAAACACACACUCCUCCUCAACCCCCUGAACUGCCAAUGUUUUCAUGUCCUCGGAGACCAGAUAUUGGACGUGAAGGCAGACCAAUCAGUUUAAGAGCUAAUCACUUCCAAAUUACAAUACCACGUGGUUAUGUGCAUCAUUAUGAUAUUAACAUCCAACCUGAUAAAUGUCCUCGUAAAGUUAAUAGGGAAAUUAUAGAAACAAUGGUUCACGCGUAUAGUAAAAUAUUUGGAACUCUGAAGCCUGUGUUUGAUGGCAGAAAUAAUCUGUAUACAAGGGAUCCCUUGCCCAUUGGUGCUGAGAAAAUAGAAUUAGAGGUAACGCUACCUGGUGAGGGUAAAGAUAGAGUUUUCAGAGUGGUGAUAAAAUGGGUGGCUCAAGUUUCUCUGUUUGCUUUAGAAGAAGCUCUAGAAGGACGUACAAGACAAAUUCCAUAUGAUGCUAUACUUGCUUUAGAUGUUGUAAUGAGGCAUUUACCAUCUAUGACAUAUACUCCAGUAGGUAGAUCAUUUUUUAGUACACCAGAUGGAUAUUAUCACCCAUUAGGUGGUGGCAGAGAAGUAUGGUUUGGCUUUCAUCAGUCUGUUAGACCAUCUCAGUGGAAAAUGAUGUUGAAUAUCGAUGUCUCUGCAACUGCAUUUUAUAAAGCACAACCUGUCAUAGAAUUUAUGUGCGAAGUAUUAGAUAUUCGAGACAUAAACGAACAAAAGAAGCCCCUUACAGAUUCUCAACGAGUUAAAUUUACCAAAGAAAUUAAAGGUCUUAAAAUCGAAAUUACGCACUGCGGAACAAUGAGACGAAAGUAUAGAGUAUGUAACGUUACACGCAAACCUGCCCAGAUGCAAUCAUUCCCAUUACAAUUGGAAAAUGGACAAACGGUUGAAUGUACUGUUGCAAAAUACUUCUUAGAUAAAUACAAAAUGAAGUUGCGUUAUUCGCAUCUUCCUUGCCUACAAGUCGGACAAGAACACAAACAUACAUAUUUACCGCUUGAGGUUUGCAACAUUGUUGCUGGACAACGUUGCAUCAAGAAAUUGACUGACAUGCAGACAUCCACCAUGAUAAAAGCCACAGCCCGUUCUGCUCCAGAUCGUGAACGAGAAAUAAACAACUUAGUUAAAAGAGCCGAUUUUAAUAACGAUUCAUACGUUCAAGAAUUUGGCUUGACAAUAUCGAAUAAUAUGGUGGAAGUUAGGGGUCGUAUUCUAGCUCCACCCAAGCUACAGUACGGAGGGCGCUUGAGUUCCCUCAGUUGUCAGGCAAAGAACCAGGCCUCACCAAUUCAAGGUGUAUGGGACAUGCGUGGCAAACAAUUCUUCACGGGCGUGGAAAUCAGAGUUUGGGCAAUAGCUUGUUUUGCACCACAAAGAAGCGUUCGCGAAGACUCAAUACGGCUGUUUAUAGCACAAUUGCAAAGAAUAAGCAAUGAUGCUGGAAUGCCCAUUAUUGGGCAACCAUGUUUCUGUAAAUAUGCUACUGGGCCAGAUCAAGUGGAACCCAUGUUUAAAUAUUUAAAAAUGACAUUUGCAUCGUUGCAGCUUGUGUGUAUUAUACUGCCUGGAAAAACUCCUGUAUAUGCUGAAGUCAAAAGAGUUGGAGAUACAUUACUGGGUAUGGCAACUCAAUGUGUACAGGCAAAAAAUGUUAAUAAAACAUCACCGCAAACGUUGUCUAAUUUAUGCCUGAAGAUUAAUGUAAAGUUAGGUGGCAUUAAUAAUAUUUUAGUACCCAGUUUUCGGCCAAAGGUGUUUGACGAACCUGUCAUAUUCUUUGGAGCCGAUGUAACUCAUCCACCUGCUGGAGAUAAUAAAAAACCUAGCAUAGCCGCAGUGGUUGCUAGUAUGGAUGCUCAUCCAUCUCGAUACGCAGCUACUGUUAGAGUUCAACAGCACAGACAAGAGAUCAUUCAAGAACUUAGUUCAAUGGUGAUGGAACUUCUCCUUAGAUUUUAUAAAAGCACUGGGGGAUAUAAACCACAUAGAAUAAUUCUUUACCGCGAUGGUGUCUCAGAAGGACAAUUCUUGCACGUCUUGCAGCAUGAGUUAACUGCCAUUCGCGAAGCUUGCAUGAAACUCGAAGAUGAUUACAAACCUGGGGUAACAUUCAUCGUAGUACAGAAAAGACAUCACACGCGAUUAUUUUGUUCGGAUAAGAAAGAACAAAGCGGAAGAAGUGGAAACAUCCCAGCGGGUACAACAGUUGAUAUUUGUAUAACGCAUCCCACCGAGUUUGACUUCUACUUAUGUAGUCACCAAGGCAUCCAGGGCACUUCACGACCAUCGCAUUAUCAUGUACUCUGGGAUGAUAAUCACUUCGAAAGUGACGAAUUACAGACUCUUACGUAUCAACUAUGUCACACAUAUGUUAGGUGUACAAGAUCCGUUAGUAUACCUGCGCCAGCAUAUUAUGCUCAUCUUGUAGCAUUCCGAGCCAGAUAUCAUUUGGUAGAAAAAGAACAUGAUAGUGGAGAAGGAUCUCAUCAGUCGGGCUGCAGCGAAGACAGAACACCAGGUGCAAUGGCAAGAGCUAUCACAGUUCAUGCAAACACAAAGCGAGUUAUGUACUUUGCAUAAUUCUUCUUCUUUAAGCCUUUCUCAUACACAUGCCACUAUAUAAUAUCAUCAAAAUUAUAAUCACCAUAUCUUGCAUGUGGAUAUUUCUAGACUGCUUAAAUGCUAGAGAAUUAAUCUUGCGUGGCCAAUUUUUUUGCUUGUUUAAAUAAGUCUGUCCAAUACCUUGAAUGUGUCGAGUAAAUUUAUAUCAAAUUUUUUUCCCCUUCCUUUUUAGUAUUCUAUUUUAACAUAUCGACUAGGUUUUGGACAGACUUUCCAAACAUUUUAGGAAGUAGGUUCUAAAAGAGGUGCUUUUAGUUAAUCAUGUUUUGGAUUAGAUUAUGACGUACGCAGCUUGACUCAUGAGACGUUUCGCGGUAUAGACAACAUGGACGAAUAAUAGAACAAACAGAUCAGCUGUUGUACAUAUUACGCUUAUUUUAUUUUUAGAUGUUGAAUUUGUAGGAUACAAAAUAGUACUCUAGCAUUUGUAGUAUACAAAAACACAAUGCUGCACGAAUUCAUCGUUGUAUGAAUCGCUUACGAGACUGUUAUCUCGUUUAUGCGUAAUUAUCAUAUUGUGUGGGAUGAAUUAACUAUUUUUUGUAAAAAGACUAGACAUGUGGGUCAUGCGGUAAUGAAAAAAGAAAUUGGCAUGGUACUUCUUAUCGUGCCAAAGCAUAUUCGUGAUCAUGCUCGUACGAUUCUCUAUAAAUAUAUUUAUGACACCUAUCAUAUUUAUCAUAAGCACUCAAAAAAUUAGUCACUCAAGUAAUAAAAUGUUGAUAGGGAGAUGCAAAUAAAUAAAAGAUUUGUAAAUGUUAACUGUCAAAGCCUCCAAGCCAAUGGCCAAAAUAAGUUAGGAAUCUAUCGUAAUAAAAUCCAAAGUUGUGGCAAGUUGAUUAAAUACAGUGUUAUACAACAGUGUUAUAUCAUAAGAGUUGUAAACAACAUUGUGCCACAUUGGCUGAAUGAUAUCUUUUAUUUUUGAGUUUUGUCUAAAUCUAAUGUCAUUUGUCGGGAUUGUUUAAGAUACUUGGAAUAUUGAUUUGAACAGAAGUCAGUGAAUCGGGGAAGUUUCGCAUAAUUACUGACUGUUGAAAGUGGCAUAAAUAAUCAAGGGUCAUUCUAUAUAUAAGGGGACGUAGUUAAACACGAUAUUAUUGAAUAAUUAUUAUGUAGAGCGAAAACCAAGAAUAUACAUUUUAUUCAAUUUAUUUUAGUUUUGUUUACAUUAGUAUUUUGCAUGUGGCACAGAAAUUAUCCUGUGCGCUUAUGUAAGAAAAGCUAACAAUAAGACGCAGCUGAUAAUGGGGUAGCACUUUAUUCAUAUCAAUUACGCAUUGUUGUUAACAUUUCGAAGGUAAAUGGGUACCUUUUAUGUGGUAUUUAAGACAACGGAACGAUAUCUGUUCAAAAAAAUACAAAAGCUUAAGUUAAACCUACAUGGCAUUAGAUUUGGGCUAAUGACAAAGACCCAACAAUGCAAAAAAUGAUUUGAUUAAUAGUAGGAUAAGGAUAAUUCAGUGAUUGAAAAAUAGGUGAGAAAUAUAAUGUGAAUUAUAUAUGGAAUUAUAUAAUGUGGAAUCAUAGGAUAAGUUAUUAUAUUUGUCGUGUAACGCAAAUUUUAAAGUCCUCAAAUUUAUAUUCUAACGAAUUCUUCAUUCAUGAUUCGGACGCAAAUAGAAUCUAUUUACAUGGAACAAUAAUCGUAAUCAACACAAUAACUGUAUUAAGAGCCUUACAAGCAACUACACUGUAGAGCCAAUAGAUAGGAUAAUGAAAUGUAUAAAUAUGUAUUGAAUACCGUGCGCAAGAAAUCGUUUACUGUAUAUUGCUAGAAUCAUUAAUGCACUAGUAACGUUUUAGAUGAUCUUCAUUCUUACAAACACAACGUUUAAUUUUCUUUUAAUCUAACAGUAUUAAGAAUAGUAAAACGUAUCAGUACACGAUCGAAGUAAAAAACAUUGUUCUCGAAUACACCGACGGGGUGUUGGAAAUUUUCCUUAAAUCUAAAUGCGGACACAUUAAUAUAUAUUAAUAUCAUUUGAGAUAUCGUGACUUGUGUCAUCUGGAAUGUGUGGAAUAUUGUGUAUUAAUGAUUCUAAUUUUAGAUUUUUAAGUACUAAAACGUUAAUAUUAUCGCGGAAAGUAUGAAAAGGACCCUCACGUACCACUAAUUAAUAUUUAUUCUAGUUG
This is a messenger RNA of Hylaeus volcanicus, 6714 nucleotides long. It is a transcript of the gene AGO1, whose product is annotated as protein argonaute-2. Gene Ontology annotation, molecular function: protein binding; RNA binding. The transcript is spliced from 17 exons. NCBI's taxonomy places the organism in Eukaryota, Metazoa, Arthropoda, Insecta, Hymenoptera, Colletidae. The record is from RefSeq and is a predicted model, not a curated record. Bases 1420 to 4536 code for a protein of 1038 amino acids.